AUGGCUUACCCUAAUGAACCACAACCUUCUUCCUAUGCUCCAAUGCCGCUAUUCCCCGCUGCCAUAUUCGGCUCUCAAUUCUGUAUUCCGUAUCCGCUAGAGCUUGUCAUCAUGAAAAAGGUUAUGACAGUUUCAGAAGGGAACUUCUCCGUCAGUGAUCCCAACGGCAUCAUCCUCUUAAAAGUUAAAGACUCUCACUUAACCCACCGCCGUGUCUUGGUUGAUGCCGCCGACAACCCCAUCGCCACCCUACGUCGCAAGAGAGUUACUAUGCAUGAUCGAUGGGUAGUUUUUAGAGGUGAAAGCACAAAAGCUAAUGAUCUUAUAUUUACCUUGAAGAGAUCAUCUCGAAAUCAGUUUAAGACCAAAUUAAAUGUAUAUUUAGCUGGUAACACAAAAGAGAGUGUUUGUGAUUUUCAAGUUAAUGGUAGUUGGCUCCAACGUUCUUGCGCUAUUUAUGCUGGUGAAUCAAACAACAUUGUUGCCCAGAUGAACAAAAAACACAUUGUUCAGAGUGUUUUAAUUGGUAAAGACCAAUUCGGGGUUACACUUUAUCCUAAUGUUGAUUAUGCUUUUAUAGUAGCGUUAUUUGUGAUUCUUAAUGAGAUCAACGUUGAUGAAAAAGAAGAACAAGAAGAAGAAAAAGAAGAAGAAGAAAGCAGUGAAGAAGAAGAUGACUAA
Molecule: messenger RNA, 681 nt
Organism: Vicia faba (fava bean)
Lineage: Eukaryota; Viridiplantae; Streptophyta; Magnoliopsida; Fabales; Fabaceae
Source: the annotation of a GenBank genome assembly